Molecule: messenger RNA, 2287 nt
Organism: Elaeis guineensis (African oil palm)
Lineage: Eukaryota; Viridiplantae; Streptophyta; Magnoliopsida; Arecales; Arecaceae
Product: transcription factor TGAL5
Biological process (GO): regulation of DNA-templated transcription; DNA-templated transcription
Molecular function (GO): sequence-specific DNA binding; DNA-binding transcription factor activity
Source: RefSeq, a predicted model, not a curated record
UACUUUUGAGACUUUGUCUGCAAGGACAAGAUCUUCUCUGUUGUACUACGGAUAAACUCCAGGGGUGAUAUUAUUACUAGAGACAAGAACACAAAAGUUUAACAAGAGCAAAGGAUAGAGACCCAUGAAUGGUCAAGGUCCAUCAGAUGAUUCAGGGAUAUAGCUUCUAAAGUCCAUAGGCCAUACUUGUAGCAAGUUAUGAUCCUUCUCAUAUAUCUGUCUCAUAUUUACACAGAAAGCUCCUGUUGUUCUCGAGAAAGCUAAAUAUAACAUGAAAGGAAGAAGUAUCGAUGAAGGGAUGUUGGAGAGCAUGAAGUUGAAAGGUUAAAUUAUGGCGCAUCACUGAAGCUAGUCGAGCAUGGUGCAGGGGGGAGAAGAUUCUGGGAUGGCAAAUCAUAGAGUUGGUGAAACCAGCCUUUCUAAUUCCGGACCUUCAAAUCAGACUCCAACUUAUGGAAUCCAUGGCACCAAACCUGCUGCCACCAAUUUCUUUGAUCAGGGGGGCACUGGUUACUUUGGGGAGCUGGAAGAGGCUCUCAUGCAGGGAGUUGAUGGCAUUAGAAGCGACGGUGGUGGAAAGGAUUAUUUCACCAGCAGACUCCCCACACUUGAGAUCUUCCCCUCAUGGCCAAUGAGAUUCCAGCAGAACCCCAGAGGGAAUUCACAGUCAGCAGGGAGCACUGAUUCAGGCUCAGCUCAGGUCACAAUAUCUCAGCUGGAAUCAGAGUCUCCAGUUAGCAGGAAGGCCUUCUCAGAGCAGUCAGCUGACCAGAAGCAGCAGCAGCAAGGGAUGAUGGCUAGUGAUGCCUCCAGGGCAGGAGCAACACCAAAUUAUCAGCAAGGAGCCCAAGAAAAGAAGAAGAUGGGUGGUUCAACUACAGGGAAAGAUACCAAGAUGCUUGAUGCUAAGACUUUGAGGCGCUUAGCUCAAAAUAGAGAAGCAGCAAGGAAGAGCCGACUAAGAAAGAAGGCAUAUGUGCAACAGCUAGAAUCUAGCAGAAUUAGGCUUCAGCAGUUGGAACAAGAACUCCAGAGAGCAAGAUCGCAGGGUCUGUUCUUGGGAGGAGGGAGUGCAAGUGGAGAUAUCAGCUCCGGUGCAGCAAUGUUCGACAUGGAGUACAACCGAUGGUUGGAUGAUACCAGCAAGCACAUGUCUGAGCUCAGAGGUGGAUUGCAGGCUCACCUGCCUGACAGCAAUCUUGCCAUCACCGUCGACGAGUGCAUUGCUCACUACGACGAGCUCUUCCGGUUGAAAGGCGUCGCAGCAAAAUCCGACGUCUUCCACCUCUUGACCGGAAUGUGGACUACACCUGCAGAACGGUGUUUUCUGUGGAUGGGUGGAUUUAAACCCUCCGAGCUUCUCAAGAUACUGAUGCCUCAGCUGGACCCAUUGACGGAGCAGCAGCUAAUGGGGAUAUGCAACCUUCAGCAAUCAUCGCAGCAGGCAGAGGAAGCCCUUUCACAGGGUCUUGAACAGCUUCACCAGUCCUUAGCCGACACAGUUGCAAGUGGGUCUCUCAGCGAUGGCACCGACAUCACAAAUUACAUGGGCCACAUGGCUAUUGCAUUAGGAAAGCUUGCCAACCUUGAAGGAUUCAUCCAGCAGGCGGACAAUUUGAGACAACAGACAAUACACCAGAUGCGCCGGAUCUUAACGAUUCGACAAGCAGCAAGAUGUUUUCUAGCAAUUGGAGAGUACUAUAGCCGCCUGAGAGCUCUAAGCUCCCUCUGGGCUUCUCGCCCUCAAGAGAACUUGAUCACAAACGACAGUGUUUGCCCUACAACGACAGACCUGCAAAUAGUUCACCAUCCGAUUCACCAUCAUUUUUCUGCCUUCUGACCGAUUCAUUGAGAAGAUGGCAGAGUUGUCCAAAUCCAAUGUUAUAAACCUCCUGCUUAUCUUUAUUUUGAGAGAGAUCCAAGCGUGCUAUGUCCGCACAGUGGGUUUAUCCGACCAUUCAAAGGGGCCCUUGGUCAUCUGGCUCGUGAGUAAGAUGAAGGGUUAGGAGCAAAGAGAGAGAAACGAAGAACAAAAAGUAGAGGCAGGAAAGAUAUGAUAUGGAGUAUAAUAUUAUUAAUGUGUAUAAUAUAAACAUAUAUAUUUAUGGUUCAGUAUGAAAUAUGUUGCAUAAUAUUAUUUGCAAGUUGCAUGGAAAAGGACAAGUUAGAGCGGUUAUGAGUUCAAUUAAUGCGCCUUUGUGUAGGUGGAGUUACAGCGAAUUCCCGCACUUCUGAAAUAAAAUGCUUGAUACCCCUCAGGGUAUCUCAACUUCAGUUUUUUGACAAA